GAAGAAGCAGUAGCAGAAGAAGAGGAAGAAGCAGUAGCAGUAGCAGAAGAAGAAGAAGAGGACGAAGAAGAGGAAGCAGAAGAAGAAGACCAAGAAGAACAAGAAUACGAAGAAGAAGACGAAGCGGAAGAAGAGGAAGAAGAAGAAGCAGUAGCAGAAGAAGAGGAGGAAGAAGAGGAAGCAGUAGCAGUAGCAGAGGAAGCAGUAGCAGCAGGUCGAGGGGCUGGCUGGUUGGUUGGAGUUCGGAAGCAGCGGAGAACUUGUGAGUCCAGUAAGCGUCACGUUGUCCUGUGUGUUCAGGGGCUCAUGGAAACGGUCCAGGUCGGGGUAAACGUAACCCGAAUAAAAGGGUAACAUUGCAAAACUGCACCGUCCUCUUCAAUACAGUCGUGUUGUCUGGUACGUCAACCCUUGUCCUUAUCACCAGUACCCACUUCCUCCUCAUCUGAAGCUGGCCGGCUGUGGUGUGAGGGAUGACUGUGAGCAGGGCUGACAGAUGGCUCCUGGAAAGGCUGCUGCAGGUGUUCUGGAUCGUGGCCUACACCUCUGGUUCCAGAGUUGAUCUGUUGGCUCCUGCUGCUGUCACCCUAGAGGAGAACUCUGUGGGCAACAUAACAAUCACACUGAGUUCCCCUGUCAACCAAUCAGCUCUAAUCCACUUAAACAUAACCUACAGCUCCAGCCAGAACUAUACAUCUAUCAUCACACUGCCUGAGCAGCUGUUGCUGCCAGCAGAGAUGACCUCACACAGUUUUGAGGCGGCAGCACAUCAUGUUGGUCAGGUGACGACCUAUCUUCUCAGCAACAACACACAUCUGGACAGUUCAACUACGAGGAUCCAUUUCCUGGUAGUCCGUAGCAACAGUCUGGCAUUAAUCAAUCAGGUAAUUGGAUGGAUUUACUUUGUGGCCUGGUCAGUAUCUUUCUAUCCACAAGCCUGGGAGAACUGGAGAAGAAAAAGUGUUGUAGGUCUUAACUUCGACUUCUUGGCUCUGAACAUAACAGGCUUCAUCGCCUACAGUGUCUUCAACAUAGGCCUGUUCUGGGUUCCUUAUAUUAAGGAAGAAUUUUUGCAGUGGAACCCCAAUGGAGUUAACCCUGUCAAUGCCAACGAUGUCUUCUUCAGUCUCCAUGCUGUUCUGUUGUGUCUGGUCUACAUCUGUCAAGCUGCUGUGUAUGAGCGGGGCGGUCAGCAGGUGUCCAGGAUGGCUCUGGUCUUUCUGCUGAUUAGUUGGACCUUUGCACUCAUCAGCCUUUUUGUGGCGAUAGCUAAAAAGAUUACCUGGCUGGAUUACCUCUACUACUUCUCCUACAUUAAACUAGCGGUGACUCUGAUCAAGUACAUCCCACAGGCUUAUAUGAACUACAGGCGACAGAGUACUGAAGGGUGGAGUAUUGGCAAUGUGUUGCUGGAUUUCACCGGGGGGCUCUUCAGUAUUCUCCAGAUGGUCCUGCAGUCUUACAACAAUGGUGAAUGGAGGCUGAUUUUCGGGGAUCCUACCAAGUUUGGCUUGGGUCUGUUCUCGGUGUUCUUUGACAUACUGUUCAUGGUGCAGCACUACUGUCUGUACAGAACAUCCAGGCAGUAUGACGCUGUAGCUGGCCAGGACCAACCAUGAGUAAUACACAUUUACACACAUUGCUGUCUGGUUAUUAUUUGGAUAGUCUGACAUCUGUAUUCACACAGCAGCAGCAGCUUCUGAUUUUUCAGAUGGCACAAGCUUAGUCUAGUUUUGUGAACAAAUGUUAUCCCAAAACUAGAAAAAAGGAGGCACUCCAAUUUGAAGUGGCUUGGUGAUGUCUGCAAGACUAAACCUGUAUGCUGUAAUGACAAUUGGAAAGUUGAAAUCAUGUAAUCUUAACUAUCCACAGUACUGGUAAUAACUUUAUGUGAAUCCUUUAAGUUCCCCCCAAACUAAGUCAGUGUUCAGAUGUGAUGUUCUCAUGCCGUUGCUGUGGGGACACAUCUGACCGUUGCUCUCUCAUUUGUAAACAGUACAAAAUGUGUGAAACGAAACGUCUAUUUUCAAAUAAAGAUAUCUACUGCCUUCUAAAAAGCCAAUAAAUGCUUUUUCAGUUA
Molecule: messenger RNA, 2080 nt
Organism: Lampris incognitus (smalleye Pacific opah)
Lineage: Eukaryota; Metazoa; Chordata; Actinopteri; Lampriformes; Lampridae
Gene: ctns
Product: cystinosin, lysosomal cystine transporter
Exons: 11
Coding region: 474-1619 (381 amino acids)
Biological process (GO): L-cystine transport
Cellular component (GO): lysosomal membrane
Molecular function (GO): L-cystine transmembrane transporter activity
Source: RefSeq, a predicted model, not a curated record